AUGAUAAAACAACCGGGAGAAAAUUUACAAAGGCAGUUGACAGAGAUACAGGGACAGAAAGAGAACUUGCAAAGGCAGUUGAGAGAGACGCAACAACGCGAGCAAAACUCACAAAGGCAGUUAAGAGACAUGCAGCAACGUGAACAGAACUCACAACGGCAGUUGACGGAGAUGCAGCAACGUGAAGAUAACUCACAAAGGCAGUUAAGAGAGAUGCUGCAACGCGAAGAAAACUCACAAAGGCAGUUGAGUGAGAUACAGCAACGAGAAGAGAAUUCACAAAGGCAGUUAGCGGAGAUGCAGCAACGUGAGGAAAAUUCUGAGAGACAAUUAAGUGAGAUGAGACAGCAGUUAGCAAAUUCACAAAGACAAGUUUCGGAACUACAGUUAAGUCUUUCAUCAGCUCAGCAGACAAUAAGUGGAUUACGCAGCCAGGGAACACGUGACUGGGUUAUUCCCCGCGACGAAAUUCAAAUCACAGAGAAAUUCCUUGGGAAGGGAGGAUGGGGAAGUGUCAAUGAGGGAAUGUAUUGUGGCUGUACUGUAGCAGUGAAACAAAUCCACGAGUUGAUUCUCUCCCCUUACAACAUACAUCUUUUUGAGAGAGAAAUGAAUAUUGCGUCCAAGUGCCGCCAUCCUCACUUACUACAGUUUAUCGGCGCCACUAAUGACGAGGGAAGUCCUCUGUUUGUGACCGAGCUGAUGGAGAAAAGUCUGCGCACUUUGUUGGAGCAGCGACAACUCUCCGAGACUGAAAUACGCGUCAUUUCUCUGGAUGUAGCGCGCGCGCUGAACUACCUUCAUCAGAAGAAACCAGAACCCAUUAUUCAUCGGGACGUUAGCAGUGCUAAUGUGUUGCUAUGGCGACAAGGUGACCAAUGGAGAGGCAAAGUGUCAGAUUAUGGCACUGCUAAUUUCAUACAGCAGACCAUGACAGUGGCUCCUGGAGCUAUGAUUUACAGCGCACCUGAAGCACUUACCUCAAACCAAACUGUCAAGGUUAGUCAGGCUAAAGUAAAUUUUCAAGACUUUUUACUUUACUGUACAGCAAUCCUAACUUUGGCAUCAGCCAACCAACACCCCCUCCCCUACCCCUCCCAGCCCUUUCUCAAGGCCACCUUCGGCUUUUUUGAACGCGAUGUCUCGUCCCGUCCCGCUGCGUCUCUCACCUCCCUCUCGCGCCCACCGCAAUUUUGCGCUCGAAUUUUCCUCUCUUCCACGCUUCUUAGUAGUCAUUUAACCUCUUUCAGACCAUCUCAUUAGUGAAUUGGACUCGGUGUAACUUUAAGGCGUCUAGUCCCUAUAACAAAUUCAGAUUAUGUAUUAUUGUUGUCAGGUUGAUGUCUAUAGCUUUGGUGUUCUUCUUUGUGAGAUGUGCAUCCGGCAACUUCCAGAUCCUCUAAGGCGUGAAGAACAAUUAGUGCUUGUCCCAAACGGCUCGCUUCGUGACCUGGUACGGCGAUGCCUGCAGAGAGAUCCUGAUACGAGACCAACUGUGCAGGAAAUAAUUGAUGAAUUGAAGGAUUUCGAUGCAACAUCUUAA
Porites lobata is the source of this 1543-nucleotide messenger RNA. The record is from the annotation of a GenBank genome assembly. Lineage: Eukaryota; Metazoa; Cnidaria; Anthozoa; Scleractinia; Poritidae.